UUGUAAACAAAAGCUAUACUUAUUUCACGGUGACAACAACCAUUGAACGCACUGAACCGGCAUUCAAAACCAUAGAGUAAAGUAAUAGUUUUAAUUUCCCGCGUCAGUAGAGUGCGCGCGCGCAGGACUAGCGGUGCUCAGAGCUGUGGAGCGGUUCAAGAUGAAGGCCGCAGCGUCGUUCGGCGAACGAUGGGCGCGCGAGCAUCUGACGCGACCAAUCACAGACGAGGAGCUGGUGAUCCUCGACCUGUUCCCCUCCACCUGCGGGGGCGACGCGGGGGAGGCGGGGCGGCGGGCACGGAGGUACUACCAGGCGCGCGGGCCGGCCGGCCUGGCUGAACUCUGGCAUAAUAGGUGCCCUGAUGAUGAGGAGAUCCUGUCCAGCUGUCAGGACGCAUACAUAGUGCCACUCAAAGCCCGGAGUGUGGGAGGAAGACGCAUCACUAUUGUCCGCAUGCCAGCGCCUACCGCUUUGGAUAGACCACUUUCCGCUAAGGCGUUGUUGGCCCGCUGGCUUAUGAUCUUAGACAUAAGAUUGCGAGAGGACCCGACUCCUGGCGAGGAGGUGGUGUUCAUCGACGUGUGCGACCUGCAGCCCGCGCACCUCAAGAACCACUUCCGAGGCACCUACUGGAAGGACUUCCACCAGCUCAUGAAGAACACCUACCCGCUCCGCUUCGCCUCAGUCCACGUGAUCAACACGCACCGGCUGAAGACCAUGUCUCUCCUCCUCCUCCACAUCGGGCUCUACCCGUGGCGCCGCACCGUGGUCCAGAAGCACGCUGACGGAGACCAGAUCAACCACGUGAUGGGACUGGACCACUUUCCGGAGGAAGGCCUGCCCUACGAGUAUGGGGGGAAGGCUGGGUCCAUGAAGGAUCUUAAUGACGAAUGGACAAAAAAGCUGCUCACAAACUCAAAAUGGCUCCACACGGAGGAAAGGAAAUACUACCACACGGAACUAAAACCGGAAGUGAAAACACGGACGCGGCACAAAAGUGCAGUCAGAAACCUGCGCAGUAGCAUCGGAUCCUACAACAUGAUUACCAGAACACACUCGUGUAGGUCUCUUCAUGCUCAUGAUGACCUGGAUGAGGGACUGUAUGGAGCCUAUAGGACACUGAAGAUCAGUUAUGAUAGGGACUUUUAUGUGUGAUUCGGUUGUGGUGACUGGCAUGAUUUUGUAGCAUUGUGUUCAAUUCAAAGCAGUUCUGUUUUGGACACGAGCGUCCUCCAUGUCUGAAACCAUCGUUUUUCAGGCGUAUUGGAGAUCGGUUGAUGGCCAUCAGAGGUUUAGGUGGAGUGGUGGACUGCUGUGGUGUGCCUCCCUGAGUGUAUGGGAUUGGGCUAUUGAAAAUAUAAGCAAUGGAGAGUUUUUCUGUAAAUACAUUUCAUACAUUUCUUUUAAACAAAAGUUAAGGAUAUUUUUAAUAAAAUCGAUUUGCCUAAGUACAUAAUAAUAACAAUAAACAUCUUGUAAAAAGGCCUGCCUAAAAACUAUAUAAAACUAAUCACCACUAAGUACCUACCGAAGUAAAUUGAAGAUAUGAGCCAGAUCGCCACCGUCACUAGGGAAGGUUCCCAAAAGGCCGGCUGCGUUCCUCUCUGUAAUAUGAUAUAAUAAUAAAAAUAAUAGGUAAUG
Molecule: messenger RNA, 1642 nt
Organism: Plutella xylostella (diamondback moth)
Lineage: Eukaryota; Metazoa; Arthropoda; Insecta; Lepidoptera; Plutellidae
Product: alpha-tocopherol transfer protein
Cellular component (GO): membrane
Molecular function (GO): phosphatidylinositol bisphosphate binding
Source: RefSeq, a predicted model, not a curated record